AGGUGUUUACAAGUCCCAUGUCAACACUAACCGACUGGGGAUCCAAUGUUUAUAUCCUAGAAGUAGAAUUUUACUUUAUAUCUUAAUACCAUGUUCCUUAAAUUAUAAAUCUUCCAGCGUUUAGAAAUUCAGGGUAUCGUAAUACAGAAAUGGCCUUACAAAGUGAAACAAUGAAGGGGAAACUUGCCUUGGUCUCCAAGAAAUCGAAGUGUGAAGUGAUGUUGAGUUAUGAUCAAGAGGACACAGAAGUUGUCAAAAAAUUAAAAGAAAUGAUUAGUAAGAAAGGAAUUCACGUCUGGAUGGCAGAUACAGAUAUAACAGCAGGCACGGAUAUCUUCAAUGCUAUCGGUAGAAUCAUAGUAGAUUGUAAGAUAUUCGUCUUCAUCAUGAGCCCUGCCUCAGUCAGUUCCAAACUAUGUCAGGAUCAGCUGGCUUUGGCAUAUGUGUCCAAAAAGAAUAUUUACCCUGUACAGCUGAGUGACAGAGAAGAGUUACUUAAUCAUAUGGACAAUGGAAUGAAACUUCAGCUUGCUGGUUUUGAAUGGUUUUCAUUGUGUAACAAUACUGAAAGUGAAAGUAAAGAAUUAGUGGAUAAAGUCUGUGAAGAAGUUCAAAGUGAGCUUGAGGCAGAGAAGGCAGAUGGCAGUAAGCCAGACCUGAUGAAAUCUAUGAAAAGACAGAAAACUUUAACUAACUUGAAUAAGAGUCUGUCAAAAACAAAGAUUUCCAGAAUUUAUCUUGAAGAUGCCAGUACAUACUGGAAUCAGUGUUUUGGGAAAGAAACAGCUAUCAGUUGGGAAAAAUUUAGGAAUCAAAUUCUGAAAGAUUUUAAGGAUGAUUUUGAGGAGACGUUUGGCGAAAAAGACACUGAAUGGCUCUUAUCAAUUCUCCGACGAGAGAUGCUGAUGGACACAGGUGACACCAUGCUGAAAAAGGAAAACUAUCUAGCGUUUUGCACUGUUGACGAAGUUAUAAAUCCGCUAUGGUUCAGAAUCCAAGAACAAGCGAGAGAGAGUUACGCAAUGAGGGAAGUUUUCAGUAUGGAAUCAUCUGUCAGGGUCCAGGCCAUUGAAAAUUUAGGCAAAUACAAAAGCGCAACAGUGAUAGAGGCUUUACUGGACCUGCUAACAGACAGCGAUGUUAACAUACAAGCUGUGGCCAUCAUCUCUCUAGCGAGAACAGGGUCCAAUGAUAUCAAAACUAUCGUCAACCUUAAGAAGUGUCUGAAAUCCAAAGACCGGGUGGUGAGGGAGGCGGCCUGCCUGGCCCUGGGGCAUGUCAAGGCCACUCAGGCCGUGGAGGCAUUGGUUAAUCUGUGGAGAAACGAUAUUAUCUCCAAUGUGAGAGAGGCAGCUCUUGUUGCUCUGAAAAACAUCGGGGGAGAGAAGGCCGCUGAGGCUAUUAGAGUCACCACAGUUCUGGAGAGAGAAAUCCGGGCUCUAAAGGCAUAGUCACAACCCACAGUCUUUCAUUGAAUGAAAUCUCCAAAAAAUUAGAUAUUACAUACAAUAUCUAUUAAAAACAUUACUGGAGCGAUAAGUUUGGUAUAAUACCAUACGACACUGUGACACAAGGUUUAACCAGUC
Saccostrea cuccullata (small rock oyster) is the source of this 1586-nucleotide messenger RNA. RefSeq lists its product as uncharacterized. The transcript has 9 exons. Gene Ontology annotation, molecular function: oxidoreductase activity. Bases 150 to 1451 code for a protein of 433 amino acids. Lineage: Eukaryota; Metazoa; Mollusca; Bivalvia; Ostreida; Ostreidae. The record is from RefSeq and is a predicted model, not a curated record. Gene Ontology annotation, biological process: signal transduction.